ACAGAAGAGACUCCUUCCUCUUCUCUCUUCCCAUUGUCUCAGUAGUUGUCUGCAGAAUCACCACCGAGUCCGGCGCCCUCUGAUUGGCUUCAUAUAUUAUUCAUCAGCUAAGAACCAAACCCAAACUCGCCAAAACCAAAAAAAAUGAUGAUGAAGCUUGUUGGGUUGCCGGCACUGUGUUUUGGGGUAUAAGAAGAAGUAGAAGAAGUGGGUUUUGCAUGCACUUGUGCUUUGGAAGUGUUAUAAGAUUUUGAAACUGAAGGUCGGACUUGGUCUUUGCUCAGUAACAAGAGUUUUGAAAGUGUCAGAGGAUUCGGGCUUUGUCUUACAUAUUUGGUGAAGAAUUGGUGUCACUUGGUUGAUUGGAUGCUGUUGUGAACAAUAUGGCCUCUAAUUACCCAAAUGGAACCUCCAGGUUUAACCAUUUCAAGCAAACUAGCAAUGACCUUGACAGUGGUAUAGGGAGUGUUGAGUUUGCAACCUACACUGUCCAGAUACCCGUCACACCGGACAACCAGCCCGCCGGAAUCUCCUUGCAGCGGUCAACUUCUCAGAGAGUUGAGGACCAAUAUGCAUCCAGUUCUUUGUUUACAGGCGGCUACAACUGCGUCACGCGAGCACAGUUGAAGGACAAGGUGAUUGAAUCCGAAACCAGCCAUCCUCAGAUGACAUGGGCCAAGGGGUCUUAUUGUACUGUGCCGGGAUGUGAUGCUCAGGUGGUGACUGAUGAGAGGGGUUUGGAUAUUGUGCCUUGUGAAUGUGGUUAUAAGAUAUGUAUGGAUUGUUAUAGGGAUGCUAUGAGAAAUGGUGAGACCAUUUGUCCGGGCUGCCAGGAACCUUAUAAGGAGAUGGACAUGAAUGAGUAUGGCGUGACUAUGCGGCAGCAACGUCUGUCGACGGAUGGAAUGUCAAAGACGGAGAGGAGGAUGUCACUUAUGAAAUCAAAGUCGAUCAAGUCAAAAGCAUUGAUGGAGAGUCAGGCCAUUGAGAUGGAUCAGAAUCAGUGGUUGUUUGAGACUAAAGGGAGUUAUGGAUAUGGAAAUGCUAUGUGGCCAAAGGAAGAUGCGAGUGGUAGUCUUGAUGGUGGGAUGGGGGGUGAUCCUAAAAUGUUUAAAGAUAAGCAAUGGAAGCCUCUAACGCGUGAAGUGACAAUCUCAGCUGCAAUUAUUAGUCCAUACCGGCUCCUAGUAGUAGCUCGACUGGUGGCCCUUGGAUUAUUUUUGCAAUGGCGAGUCAGAAACCCCAAUGAUGAUGCAGUAUGGUUGUGGCUUAUGUCUGUGAUUUGUGAGUUCUGGUUUGCCUUCUCUUGGAUACUUGAUCAGCUUCCAAAGCUGUGCCCUAUAAAUCGCAUUGCUUAUGUCGAUGUUUUAAGGGAGAAGUUUGAAACUCCAAAUCCCAGCAAUCCCACUGGAAAAUCUGAUCUUCCAGGGAUAGACAUUUUUGUAUCUACAGCAGAUCCAGAGAAAGAACCUCCUCUUGUAACUGCAAACACAAUUCUCUCGAUACUUGCAACUGACUAUCCUGUUGAGAAGCUUGCCUGUUAUGUUUCGGAUGAUGGAGGUGCACUUUUGACUUUUGAGGCCAUGGCAGAAGCUGCUAGUUUUGCCAACUUGUGGGUACCAUUUUGUCGGAAGCAUGAUAUUGAGCCAAGGAACCCAGAAUCUUACUUCAGCAUGAAGAGAGAUCCUUAUAAGAAUAAAGUACGCUCUGAUUUUGUAAGGGACCGUAGGCAGGUAAAGCGUGAGUAUGAUGAAUUCAAGGUUAGGAUUAAUGGUCUUCCUGAUUCCAUUCGGAGACGUUCCGAUGCAUUUAAUGCUAGAGAGGAGAUCAAAGCUAUGAAACUUAAGAGAGAGACUAGAGAUGAUGAACCAGUGGAAAAUUUAAAGCUCCCAAAAGCAACUUGGAUGACUGAUGGAACACAGUGGCCUGGUACUUGGGUGAACUCUUCCCCUGAGCAUACCAAGGGUGAUCAUGCCAGUAUCAUACAGGUGAUGUUAAAACCCCCUAGCGACGAGCCACUUACAGGAACAGAAGUGGAUUCAAAUUCCAUGAAUCUGAGUGAGGUUGACAUCCGUCUUCCCAUGCUUGUUUAUGUUUCUCGAGAAAAGAGGCCUGGUUAUGAUCAUAACAAGAAAGCUGGUGCUAUGAAUGCCUUGGUUCGUGCCUCGGCCAUCAUGUCCAACGGGGCCUUCAUUCUCAAUCUUGACUGUGAUCACUACAUCUACUACUCCCAAGCAAUGAGAGAGGGCAUGUGCUUUAUGAUGGACCGUGGUGGUGAACGCCUUUGUUAUGUCCAAUUUCCUCAGAGGUUUGAAGGAAUAGACCCUUCUGAUCGCUAUGCCAACCACAACACUGUUUUCUUUGACAUCAACAUGCGUGCUCUUGAUGGAAUUCAGGGUCCAGUAUAUGUGGGAACAGGGUGUCUCUUUCGUCGUAUUGCCUUGUAUGGCUUUGAUCCACCCUUGGUAAAAGAACGUGAUGGCUGCUGUAGUGGUUUCUUUGCAAAGCGCAAGAAAACAUCUAUGGUUGCUUCUGCUCCUGAAGUUGAUUCCCAAGAUGGAUCGAUCGAUCUAGACAAUGACAAUGAAGAAAUGGGAGUUUCUCUUAUUCCGAAAACGUUUGGGAACUCAAGCCUCUUUGUUGACUCCAUCAGAGUUGCAGAGUUCCAAGGUCGACCCCUUGCUGAUCAUCCAUCUAUGAAAAAUGGACGCCCCAUUGGUGCCCUUACUCUACCCCGGGAACUUCUUGAUGCAUCAACAGUUGCAGAGGCAAUUAGUUGCAUCUCAUGCUGGUAUGAGGAUAAGACUGAAUGGGGCCAACGAGUUGGGUGGAUUUAUGGUUCAGUGACUGAAGAUGUGGUCACAGGUUACAGGAUGCACAACCGUGGAUGGAAAUCCAUCUACUGUGUCACUAAGAAGGAUGCCUUUCGAGGAAGUGCCCCAAUCAAUCUCACUGAUAGGCUUCACCAGGUUUUGAGGUGGGCUACUGGCUCUGUUGAGAUAUUCUUUUCUCGAAACAAUGCUCUUCUAGCCAGCUCCAGGAUGAAGUUUCUCCAAAGGAUUGCCUACUUGAACGUCGGAAUGUACCCUUUCACAUCCAUUUUCCUCAUUGUUUACUGUUUCCUCCCUGCACUCUCACUCUUCACUGGUAAGUUCAUUGUUCAGGAACUCAACGUAACCUUCCUGGUAUAUCUCCUGGCCAUAACAAUUACCCUCAUUCUUCUUGCCGUGCUUGAGAUCAAGUGGUCUGGAAUUGAACUGGAGGAGUGGUGGAGGAAUGAGCAGUUUUGGUUGAUUGGUGGCACAAGUGCCCACCUUGCUGCUGUGCUCCAAGGUCUACUAAAGGUUAUAGCAGGAAUUGAGAUUUCAUUCACUUUGACAUCAAAAUCUGGGGGCGAUGACACAGAUGAUGAUUUUGUUGAUCUUUAUAUCUUCAAAUGGUCAUCUCUGAUGGUACCACCUAUUACUAUCAUAAUGAUCAACUUGAUUGGAAUGGGUGUUGCAGUUUGUCGAACAAUAUACAGUGAUGCACCAAAGUGGAGUGCCUUGCUUGGAGGUUCUUUCUUCAGCUUCUGGGUGUUGGCUCAUCUAUACCCCUUUGCCAAAGGACUUAUGGGAAGACGAGGGAGGACCCCCACGAUUGUGUUUGUCUGGUCUGGGCUGAUAGCAAUCACCAUAUCUCUUCUUUGGGUAGCUAUUAGUCCCCCAUCAGGCAGUGAAGGAAUUGGAGGUUCAUUCCAGUUCCCUUGAUACUUGGAGUCAUGACAUUAUUUCUACUCACUCAUCUUUUGUCUUUGUGAGUUCGACUUAAACCAGGCAGCUGUAGGCAAAUCGUAUAGGUUCUCCAGUGACAUGUACAUUUUCUAGCCAUCUUUUUUUUUUUUUUUAACUCUGAAAUUGAUGUUCAUAGGAAAACUGGAUUUAUAUACAUUGGUUCAUUUGAUUACU
Molecule: messenger RNA, 3947 nt
Organism: Argentina anserina (silverweed cinquefoil)
Lineage: Eukaryota; Viridiplantae; Streptophyta; Magnoliopsida; Rosales; Rosaceae
Product: cellulose synthase-like protein D3
Exons: 4
Coding region: 384-3749 (1121 amino acids)
Biological process (GO): plant-type primary cell wall biogenesis; cellulose biosynthetic process
Cellular component (GO): plasma membrane; trans-Golgi network
Molecular function (GO): cellulose synthase (UDP-forming) activity
Source: RefSeq, a predicted model, not a curated record